UCCUUUGGCGGUCGCGGCAGGAGCCUCCAUGAUGGGCGGCGGAUCGGUGGGGUUAGCGGGAGUCUCGGUAGCAGGAGGCGCAGGCGUAGGCAAAGCGUUCGGCGCAAUAGUUGCGGCCGCGGCUGGAAAGAGCGCGGUGGCUCUGGGAGCGGCGACGGGUGGUGUGUUGGGAGGGUCGGUGGGAGCGCUAGCAGGUGCUGAGGACCCGGGGCCGCGGGAGGCCGCACUGGAAGCAAUGCAGCAGGUGGGAGUGAUGGGCGCUGCGGUGGUGGGUGUGGCAGCAGGAGUGGGUGGGGCCGUAGGGGCGGGAGCAGCAUUGGGGGCGGUGCUAGAGGGAGGAGCGGUAAGUGCUGCAUCAAAUGCGGUGGUCGCCGCGGGCAACGCAGCAGUGCAGCCUGUGACCUCCAGUGCAGCCGGAGCAACCGCACGCAUCCUGAGCGCCGUGGGAGAGAUCGGAAGAGCGGCGGCGGGAAUCAUGCUGGCCGGAGGACUGGUGAUCAGGGUGGUGAAGGAGAGAGUGCGGUCUGCAGAAAGCACCGAACGCAGCUCCUACGAGAUCCACUGGAACAAGUGAGCGUCUGGAGCGCAGUGCUAACGCUUACGGUUUAUCGUACACACACUUCAAAUCCUGCAGCGAUUAUCACCUAAAUUAGACAGGGCCGCAUCAGCUUGUCAUUUCAUUCAGAUUUGUAG
Messenger RNA from Sinocyclocheilus rhinocerous, 693 nucleotides. Its product is annotated as glycine-rich cell wall structural protein-like. The coding region runs from base 29 to 574 and encodes 181 amino acids. The record is from RefSeq and is a predicted model, not a curated record. Lineage: Eukaryota; Metazoa; Chordata; Actinopteri; Cypriniformes; Cyprinidae. The transcript has 2 exons.